Molecule: messenger RNA, 417 nt
Organism: Rotaria sp. Silwood1
Lineage: Eukaryota; Metazoa; Rotifera; Eurotatoria; Philodinida; Philodinidae
Source: the annotation of a GenBank genome assembly
AUGGGAAAUUGGAAAAGUAUUUUUGCAUUGUCUGUUAACAAUAAUAUGGCUUCUGCUAAAAUUGAAGUUGAGAAGCCUACAUAUGAUCGUUAUAUCUUAGAUGAAAAUAAUAUUUUCAUUCCGGAUCGAUAUUUGACACGAAUGGCCCACAAUGGUCUACUUGAAAAAUUUAUCGACUUAGUCGCUGCCGUUAAUAUAGAAACGGAAAAAAUGAAUUCCAUUUUAUUUAAAUUAAAACGUGGACAUGAGACAGCUUAUGAUGACGUCGACUUGAAGCGAUUUCAAAUCGACAAUGAUGAUGAACCAUGUAACAUGAAAACUUGCGACACAGACCCAUCAACAUCUGCUCUAGUUCAAUAUAAACACGAUGAAUUGGUACUUGACCGUACUUAUAACCUUAAGUCAUUUUAUGAUUGA